Molecule: messenger RNA, 4134 nt
Organism: Cololabis saira (Pacific saury)
Lineage: Eukaryota; Metazoa; Chordata; Actinopteri; Beloniformes; Belonidae
Gene: scube2
Product: signal peptide, CUB domain, EGF-like 2
Exons: 23
Coding region: 139-3201 (1020 amino acids)
Biological process (GO): signal transduction
Cellular component (GO): cell surface
Molecular function (GO): calcium ion binding
Source: RefSeq, a predicted model, not a curated record
CUCACUCCUUUCUCUUUUCAAAAGCCCCUUGUUGAAGCAGAUUGACAGGGUAGAAUGAAAAUGAGCCGGACGCUCGGUCACGACUUCAGUGCGUACGCGUCCUUUUGAGAAGACCUCUAAACUUGGGAGCAUAUCGCCAUGGGAGCUAUUUGGGUUGCAAGGGACUUCUGUUUGUUUUUGCUCUUGUUAAAUAGUCGCCAAAGUGUAGCGCUUGCAGAGAGUCGAGCAGAUCCAUGCGCGGAGGGAAGUGAUAGCUGUCACAUUGAUGCUAUUUGUCAGACUACUCAAGGCUCAUACAAGUGCACGUGUAAGACUGGCUUUAAAGGAGAUGGAAAACACUGCGAAGAUAUUGAUGAAUGUGACCUCGAGUACAAUGGUGGUUGUGUACAUGAGUGCAACAAUAUACCGGGCAAUUACCGUUGCACUUGUUAUGAUGGAUUCAAUUUGGCACACGAUGGACACAACUGUUUGGAUGUGGAUGAAUGCAAGUUCAACAAUGGUGGAUGCCAGCACACUUGUGUCAACACCGUGGGCAGCUAUGAGUGCCGCUGCAAAGAAGGAUUCUUCCUCAGCGACAACCAGCACACAUGCAUCCACCGCUCUGUGGAGGGCCUCAACUGUAUGAAUAAGGAGCAUGGCUGCGCCCACAUCUGCAAGGAAACACCCAAAGGGGGUGUGGCCUGUGAGUGCCGUCCAGGGUUUGAGCUGGCCAGGAACCAAAGGGACUGCAUCUUAACUUGUAACCAUGGAAACGGAGGCUGCCAGCACACCUGCGAGGACACAGAAAAUGGCCCCAUAUGCAGGUGUCACGCCCGUUACACUCUGCAGCCUGACAAGAAGUCUUGUGUAGAGCGAGACGAAGCCACCAUUGAGUCCUCAGACCACAACGCUACAUCUAUAACUGAGGUGGACAAGCGUGUCAAAAGGAGACUGUUAAUGGAAACCUGUGCAGUAAACAAUGGAGGUUGUGACUGUACCUGUAAAGACACAUCGACAGGCGUGCGCUGCAGCUGCCCCGUUGGCUUCACGCUGCAGCCGGAUGGAAAAACAUGCAAAGAUAUUGACGAGUGCGAGCAUCACAAUGGCGGUUGUGAACACUUCUGCAGGAACACCAUCGGCAGCUUUGAGUGCAACUGCAGGAAGGGCUUUAAGCUACUGUCAGAUGAACGCUCUUGUCAAGAUAUAGAUGAGUGUUUUUUUGAGCGAACAUGUGAUCACACAUGUGUGAACUCCCCUGGUGGUUUUCAGUGUCUGUGCAACAAAGGCUACACCAUGUAUGGACUGGCCCACUGCGGAGAUUUAAAUGAGUGCAGUGUGAACAAUGGUGGCUGUGAGCAGGGUUGCGAGAACACUUUGGGUGGAUUUGAGUGCUUUUGCCGACCCGGCUACAAGCUACACUGGAACAAGAAGGACUGUGUUGAGGCUGAGGGUUUCCCACCAGCAAAACCCGCCUCUAAACCUACCUUGAACUGUAGUAAGCAGCAGGGAGGAGACCACUGCUUUCUGACCUGCCAGUCUCAAGUUCAUUUCAUCAGUGGGAUGGAGGAUUCCUACACAGUGACCUGUGGAAUGCCCCUGCCCUGCUUGGCUGGCGCACAAAAGAGCAACAGCGGCUUGCAUUGCUUAGGUCCAGAAAAGGCCAGUUUUCCACGCAUUAAGGCCACGGCCACUUUUAAGUCUGGCACUGCAAAGUGCAACUUAAAACGAAGUCAAGAGAAACUUUGGGAGGGCUUAAACUCGGCACACUCAGACAGCAGAUUUCACUUCACUGAAAAUGUUCAGUUCAGCUACGUGAGCCUACGCUGCACCUCUGCUGGACAGCGAACACGCAGCCGCCACAGCAGGAAAGCCGGAGAGGAGGACAGCUCCUCCAUCACAGCUGAGUUUGAGCUGGAUGUGAACCUUGAGGAGGUAACAGCAGAGAGCUGUGACCUGAACUGUGUGCGUCGACGCUCAGAGAAGAGGCUCAGGAAAACCAUCCGGACCCUGCGGAAAUCCAUCAACCGGGAGCAGUUCCAUCUCCACUUUGCCGGUGCCGACUAUGAGCUAUCCAAGAGUCUGGGCCAGCCCGCAGAAGCAGGACACUGUGGGGCGGGACAGGUGCCGGUGGGCAGGAAAUGUGUGAGCUGCAGUGUUGGGUCGUACUACGAUGGAGAUCAAGGACAGUGCGUCCUGUGUCCAGCUGGAACGUAUCAGGACGAGGAGGGACAGAUGUCUUGCCAGGUCUGUCCUUCACCUGAAGAAAGAGAAGUGUCUAAAGUAGUCGGAGCACGAAACAUGUCAGAGUGUGGAGGUCAGUGCCCUCCGGGUCAGUACUCCCAUGACGGCUUCAUCCCCUGCCUGGUCUGUCCUCUGGGAACGUACCAGCCUGAAGUGGGCCGCACCUCCUGCUUUCCCUGUGGAGGGAACCUCGUCACCAAACACACUGCUGCCGUCACCUUCCAGGAGUGUGAGACCAAAGUCCAGUGCUCCCCAGGACACUACUACAACACCAGCACACACCGCUGCAUUCGCUGCCCCAUGGGCAUGUUUCAAGGGGAGUUUGGCCAGAACUACUGUAUCACCUGCCCUGGAAACACCACAACAGAUUUUGACGGCUCCACUAACAUCAUGCAAUGCAAAAAUCGACAGUGUGGAGGACAGCUAGGAGACUAUACCGGCUUCAUCGAGUCCCCCAACUUCCCGGGGAACUACCCAGCCAAUGUUGAGUGCACUUGGACCAUCAACCCACCUGCCAAACGCAGGAUCCUUAUUGUUGUGCCAGAAAUUUACUUGCCCAUCGAAGACGAGUGUGGAGACUUCUUAGUAAUGAGAAAAAGCGCUCUGCCCAACUCCGUGACGACCUACGAGACGUGUCAGACGUACGAACGUCCCAUCGCUUUCACGUCCCGCUCCAAGAGGCUGUGGAUACAGUUCAGGUCCAAUGAAGGAAACAGUGGGAAAGGCUUCCAGGUUCCAUAUGUGACAUAUGAUGAGGACUACCAAGAACUGAUUGAAGAUAUUGUCAGAGAUGGACGAUUAUAUGCGUCAGAGAAUCACCAGGAAAUUCUCAAGGAUAAGAAGCUCAUGAAGGCAUUGUUUGACGUGUUGGCUCAUCCACAGAACUUCUUCAACUACACAGCACAAGAAUCUAGAGAAAUGUUUCCUAAAUCUUUUAUCCGCUUCCUGCGUUCCAAAGUCCUGAGAUUCCUUCGCCCUUAAAAAGUGGUUCCACUGGGACUCUUGAUUUCUCAUGGCCCCUCCCUUCAGGAACAUUUUGUUGUUGCCUGUUUUCACCCAGAGCUAUGUUAGAGUGAACCUCACACUGGGAGGUGUGUGUGGAAUUCAAGUGAGAGAACUUUGAAGCUUUAAGAGGGAGAAUUGGAGAUGUUCCGAUCCUUGAUCUACUCUGAAAGGAAUCAGGAUCUCCUCCAGCAUGUUUGAAAGUGUCUUUGUAAUGACUGUAUACUUUCUUUCAGAUUGGGAAAAAAAAAAAAAAUGAGGAUUCAAAUCCAAAGUGUAUGUCUGUGUAUUUGAAACUGCUUAAUAUCGCACAUGACUUUUGCUUUUGCUAGAGUCACAGUAAAUGACGGAUAUGGUAGCUGAACAGAUAUAUGCUGAAUGUCAAUGAUACUGUACAUAGAGUGUGUAUCUAGUUUUAAUAUAGACCACUUUCAAAAGUAGGGAAAAAAUAUUAAGAGAUACAUUUAAAUGUCAGGAACAAAUAGAGCACAAAUGUUUUCCUUGGGAACACUAGCACUACAAAAUAGGUAGUUCCACCACAAAAGCAUUUAUUCUAAUGAAGAUUUUGUAUAUGAUGUAAAAAGUUUUAGGUGAAAUGUUAAUGUUUAGCUGAAACUGCUGGUGGUCCAUUUAUUCAAGUGUUCUGGAUGAAUACCACUGUUACUUAAAAAAAUACGUAAAUAAAUACUGGUUAUUAUGCAUUAUGUUAUACUGUCUGCUCAAUAUGAUAAUACCUGUAUGCAUCAAAGCCUUUUGUAUUGUGAACUAGCAACCAAAGAUCAGUCUGCAGAUAUCCAGAGAAAGGUCAUGUAAAAUACAACUGAACUAUAUACCUGUCUUAGAUUAUACAUGCAUGUAUAUUUUUUAUUGUUUUGUACAUCUAAUAUGCUGUAAAUAAAGAUAGGAAACAUG